Messenger RNA from Dovyalis caffra, 1515 nucleotides. NCBI's taxonomy places the organism in Eukaryota, Viridiplantae, Streptophyta, Magnoliopsida, Malpighiales, Salicaceae. The record is from the annotation of a GenBank genome assembly.
AUGGAUGAGAAAUUUUGGGUGAAUGAUGAAAAGGGUAUGGUGGAAUCACUGUUGGGUGUUGAGGCCUGUGAAUUCUUGAUCACAUCAGCGUCUAAAAACUUACUGAAUGAUUUAGUUUCGCCGCCUGUUAAUUCGGGGGUGCAGCAGGGUCUUGUCCAGCUUGCUGAAGGUUUCAAUUGGAAUUAUGCGAUUUUGUGGUAUGCUUCUGGCUUGAAAUCUGGUGGGCCUAUAUUGGUCUGGGGUGAUGGGAUUUGCCCGGACCCUAAGGGCAGAGGGGUUGGAAAUGGCAGCUCUAGCGGGGAUGGCAAAUCGGAGGGAGCUGAGAAGAGAAAAGAGGUGAGGAAGCGUGUGCUUCAAAAGCUGCAUGUGUGCUUUAAUGGAUCAGGUGAUAAUAAUUUUGCAGCCCGUUUGGAUGAGGUUUCGGAUGUGGAGAUGUUUUACCUAGCCUCAAUGUAUUUUACUUUUCGGUGUGAUUCAGCACAUGGCCCUGGAGAGGCAUACCAGUCUGGUAGAUCAAUUUGGGCAUCGACCAUGGCUAGCUGUUUGGAUCAUUAUCAACUGAGAUCAGUUUUAGCAAGAUCGGCUGGGUUUCAAACGGUGGUGUUUUUACCUGUUAAGUCUGGAGUUCUGGAGUUUGGUUCGGUCAAAUCAAUUCCUGAAGAGCAUGAUUUUGUGGAGAAGGCAAGAAGUAUCUUUGGGGCAUCCAGUACAGCACAGGCAAAGGCAGUUCCAAAAAUUUUUGGCCGCGAACUGAGUCUGGGUAGCUCAAAAUCACGAUCGAUCAGCAUUAACUUUUCCCCAAAGGUUGAAGAUGAACUGAUUUUCACUUCAGAACCUUAUGCAAUGCAAGCAAUGAAUACAAAUCAAGUUUAUGGAAGUACUUCUAAUGGGCGUUCUAGUGACAAGAGUGAAGCAAAACUGUUUCCACAUCUGAACCAAACAAUUGUGGGUUUCAAUGCUGAAACAUUGGUAGGUGGUUUGGAGCAGCCAAAGGAUGACUUGUCCCCUCAAGGUGAUGAGAGGAAACCAAGGAAGAGAGGAAGAAAGCCUGCCAAUGGAAGAGAAGAGCCACUGAAUCAUGUGGAAGCAGAGCGACAGAGGAGGGAAAAGCUCAAUCAGAGAUUUUAUGCAUUAAGAGCUGUGGUCCCCAAUAUCUCUAAAAUGGACAAGGCCUCUCUGCUUGGAGAUGCCAUUACCUUUAUCACUGAUCUCCAGAAGAAGAUUAGGGUUUUAGAAACUGAAAAGGGGAUGGUAAACAAUAAUCAAAUGCAGUUGCCAGUGCCAGAGAUUGAUUUUCAGCCUAGACAGGAUGAUGCAGUUGUGAGGGCAAGCUGCCCUUUGGAUUCUCACCCUGUUUCUACCGUCUUAGAAACAUUCAGAGAACAUCAAAUUACAGCUCAAGACUGUAAUGUGUCCAUGGAGAGUGAUAAGAUUGUUCACACAUUCUCUAUCCGGACUCAAAGUGGUGCUGCUGAGCAGUUGAAGGAGAAACUGGGGGCUGCACUUUCUAAAUGA